AUGAAGGCUUCUAUAAAGCUGAGGGAGGAGCACCAAAACCCGCUGCUCCGCGCCAAGGUACCCAUCAGCGUCCUGGGCCUUCCCUUCAUCUCAGCCGUCUCUGCAGGGGACCCCACCGACCUCUCCUUCCACCUCCGAACAUCCUCCCCCAAUGGCCCUUCCCUCAAACUCUCCUACAUGCCUAACGACCUCCACAGCCCUUUCUCUCUCACUGUCCGAUCCGGCAUAGGCCUCUGGGGCUCUCCCGACGACUCUCCCCUCAUCAUGUCUGCCCAUUUCACCCUCCUCGGAAGGGCAAUUCCCUCUUUCUCUCUCCAAAUCAAACCCCAAUUCGGCGAUUUCUCCCUCAAGAAGACUGCCUCCUCCCCGUACCUUCCUAACCCUAACCCUAACCCUGGCAAGGAGAACGGCGAGGCCCACCUCCAAAACGGCGGAGAUCCUCCCGUCUUGAGGGAGUGGACUGAAUUCCAGGCUGGCGGAGUGGGGUUCCUCUCCGGCAUGGCUGUUACGGCGAAGACACUACUGCCGGUGAUGAGGCGGGCGGUGGUGAAGUUCCGGUGGGGGGUGAAUUUCGAGGGGGAUGCCGGGCGGAAGAAGCUUCCGUUCCUGACAAUGGAUAAGAUUGGGAUUGAGCGGAUUGAAGAGCCUAAGACAGGGAGUAGUGACAGAGGCGCUGGGCUCUUCCCGUCGGAUUCCACGGGGAAGGAAUUGGAGGUUUUGAAGGGGCUGUGUUUUUGGAUGGGAAAGGAAGUGGAAUCUCUGCAGAGGGAGAACCGGUCGAUGAAGGAGAGUAUAGAGGAGCUGAGAUCAGGGGCUACAGCGAGGACUACCCGGGUUGAAGUUCCCAGCAAAAAGCCUCUGGAGGUGGCGAAUGGUUCCAGCGAGUUCGAUGGGUGGAGGAAGAAGAAGAAUGGCGGGGGAGAGGAUAGACGGCCGGAAGCCAUGCCCAGCACAUUUUCUGGAGCAGCUGCAAACGAUGUAGGGGAGGAGCUGAAGAGAGCUAUAAAGGCUGCUUCGUCUUAA
Messenger RNA from Magnolia sinica, 1023 nucleotides. RefSeq lists its product as uncharacterized. The record is from RefSeq and is a predicted model, not a curated record. The transcript has a single exon. NCBI's taxonomy places the organism in Eukaryota, Viridiplantae, Streptophyta, Magnoliopsida, Magnoliales, Magnoliaceae. The coding region runs from base 1 to 1023 and encodes 340 amino acids.